Cucumis melo (muskmelon) is the source of this 850-nucleotide messenger RNA. RefSeq names its product alanine--tRNA ligase-like. Gene Ontology annotation, molecular function: nucleic acid binding; ATP binding; amino acid binding. Lineage: Eukaryota; Viridiplantae; Streptophyta; Magnoliopsida; Cucurbitales; Cucurbitaceae. The record is from RefSeq and is a predicted model, not a curated record. The transcript is spliced from 5 exons. Gene Ontology annotation, biological process: alanyl-tRNA aminoacylation; tRNA modification. Gene Ontology annotation, cellular component: mitochondrion; chloroplast. The coding region runs from base 227 to 637 and encodes 136 amino acids.
UCACCGCCGGCAGGUUACCGGCUCGGGAUGUCCGGUAAAUGAAUAUAGAAAAUAUUAAAUAUUAUAUUUCUUGCGUAUUGUGUGGUUCUGGAUUGAGAGAGUGGAAGAAUUCAGUGUAUGGGGUUGUGGAAUUUAAUGGGGUUUAAUGGGUUUUACGAAGAUUCUUUAUUGAAUGUAUACAUGAAUUGAUUAUUGUGCUUGAGACAGAUGGGUUUCUGUUGUAGGUAUGAAUCAGUUCAAGCCCAUUUUUUUGGGUACUGUUGAUCCUAACACGUCUUUGAGCAAGCUCACCCGAGCUUGUAAUACUCAGAAAUGUAUUCGUGCUGGUGGGAAACACAAUGAUCUUGAUGACGUUGGAAAAGACACGUAUCACCAUACUUUCUUUGAGAUGCUUGGAAAUUGGUCAUUUGGGGAUUACUUUAAAAAGGAAGCCAUCACAUGGGCCUGGGAACUUCUUACUCAGAUUUAUAAGCUUCCCACAGAUCGAAUUUAUGCUACCUACUUCGGUGGAGAUGAGAAAGCUGGUCUUGCACCUGAUAAUGAGGCUAGGGACAUAUGGCUGAAGUUUUUGCCUGCUGAACGUGUCUUACCUUUUGGCUGCAAAACUUGUGAGUAUUGUGGUGAAAGUGAUGGGUGAUGUCUUCCCGGAGUUAAAACAACAUGAACUACGAAUUAGGGAGAUAAUUGCAGAGGAGGAAGCAUCUUUUGGGAAAACUUUACUAAAGGGAAUUGAGAAAUUUAAGAAGGCUGCUCAGGAUGUACAAGGAAAGAUAUUGAGUGGGCAGGGAGUUAUCACUAAACAAAUGACUGCAAUAGAAGAAAUGGUUGCAAGUGAGUACAAUUAGCCAGA